GCGACGGACUGUUAGAAAUUCCGCUUUUUCUAAGGAGGUGAUGUCCUUUGUGUUUCCUUUUGCUAACCUAGGAUAGAAGCUAGCUUUGUAGCAAUGGGAGCUCUUUCAGGGAGGACACUGGUCCUAGCAGGAACUAGAGCCUGGUUCUUCGCUAACAGCAGCAAGAAUGGUGGUCUCAGAGUACCCGCAUUUUUCCGGCUGGGCUUUGUGAUUUGCAUUCUGCUACUCGCAGUGGUGCUGCUCAUCUUGGUCAGUGCAGAAUGGAACCAGAGCUGGAAAUCGUCUCAGAAAGCCCGAGCUGCUGCUGCACUGUCGGCGGAAUUCGGCGUCUUGGGUGUUCCCUGGUGCAAAGCGAAGGAAGGCUCUGCGGUUCCUUGGACGAGAGAGGAGCUCGUACAAGGAUUGCAGGAGUUUGUUCCGGUGUACAAGAAGAGACCCAUCAAGAACAAUGCUUUCGGGAUGGGCUUUGAUCAUUCCUUCGGCCUUUGGUUCCUGGCUCGUCAAGUGAAACCUUUGCUCCUCAUCGAAAGCGGCGCGUUCAAAGGGCACUCGACGUGGGUCAUGAGACAGGCUCGGCCGGAGACACCGAUAAUCUCGAUAAGUCCCCGCCAUCCAGAAAAGUACCUCAAGAAAGGUCCCGCAUAUGUGGAUCGCAACACUCGCUACUUCGCAGGAAAGCAGUUCGUGGAUUUCGGAAGCGUCAAGUGGAACAAAGUUCUCGAGGAAGCUGGUGUUCAGGACAGGAGCAGGAUACUUGUGUUCUUCGACGACCACCAGAGCCAGUUGAAAAGGAUCAAACAAGCCAGGGAUGCUGGAUUCCAGCACCUCGUCUUCGAAGAUAACUACGACACCGGGACUGGCGAUCACUACUCGCUCCGGCAAAUCUGUGACCAGCUCCACAUAGAAGGUGGCGGACACAACUGUGACCCCGAAAGCGAAGAGGCACGAACGAGACAGUACAGGAGCAAGAAGUGGGAAAAAGCGAUGGACUCGUCCCAACUUUGUGGAGGCGGCGGCGAGUGGUGGGGCGUCCGCGGCGAGAUGCGUGACAACUUCAACCAUAGCAACGCUCCGAUCUCUCACCAGCAGCACCUCCACAAUGGCCGGCUGGUGGAAUCGAUGCUCCAGCUCUACUGGGAGCUCCCGCCGGUGGCUGGCCCGAGCCUGACCAAGCAGAACCGCUACGACCCCGCCAGGAGCUCCAGGCCGCUGGUGGGCGAUGGAGACCGAACUCUCUUCCGGAAGCUCGGCCUCCAUAGCUUGGAAAAGCGAGUUUUCAAUGGCUACACACAGAUGGCCUACGUUCGUCUGCUAAGCAGCAGCUAAAAAUCGGUCUUUUAUGUGAAAAGAUGAUUCUUUGGCGUGAGAAUAGUUAGAUUAAACAAUUGUAAUUGUCUUUUUCACCUGUGAUGGAAAUGUUCUUUUACGAAGACUUCUAUCAAAAGUAAGCCACGCCUUUUCUC
Selaginella moellendorffii is the source of this 1463-nucleotide messenger RNA. RefSeq lists its product as uncharacterized. The record is from RefSeq and is a predicted model, not a curated record. The transcript is spliced from 4 exons. Bases 94 to 1326 code for a protein of 410 amino acids. Lineage: Eukaryota; Viridiplantae; Streptophyta; Lycopodiopsida; Selaginellales; Selaginellaceae.